This is a messenger RNA of Impatiens glandulifera, 839 nucleotides long. Its product is annotated as ubiquitin-conjugating enzyme E2 variant 1D. Gene Ontology annotation, biological process: protein K63-linked ubiquitination; DNA damage tolerance. Gene Ontology annotation, cellular component: nucleus. Lineage: Eukaryota; Viridiplantae; Streptophyta; Magnoliopsida; Ericales; Balsaminaceae. The record is from RefSeq and is a predicted model, not a curated record. The transcript is spliced from 4 exons. The coding region runs from base 163 to 603 and encodes 146 amino acids.
ACUAGACGCUCACGGUUCACCCCUCCAUCUCUUUCUCUCACUCACAAAAUUGAAAUUGAAAUCAAAACACAAAACCGUAUAAAUGAAAGUCUGCGCGAUUGUUCGUUCAUAAAUAAACAGAAGCAUAGAUCUGAGCAAAAUCUAACAGACGGAAUCUUAGUUAUGACGCUCGGCUCAGGAGGAUCGGGUGUCGUAGUUCCUAGAAACUUCAGAUUGCUGGAGGAACUUGAACGAGGAGAAAAGGGCAUUGGAGAUGGAACUGUUAGCUACGGGAUGGACGAUGGAGAUGAUAUGUACAUGCGCUCUUGGACUGGAACCAUCAUCGGCCCCCAUAAUUCAGUACAUGAAGGCCGCAUUUAUCAACUGAAGCUUUUCUGCGACAAGGAUUACCCUGAGAAGCCGCCAAGUGUUCGAUUCCAUUCUAGGAUCAAUGUGGCUUGUGUCAACCAUGAAACAGGGCUGGUGGAAUCAAAGAAAUUUGGAAUCCUGGGGAAUUGGCAUCGAGAGUAUACAAUGGAAGACAUACUGAUUCAGCUGAAAAAGGAGAUGGCAUCUUCUCAUAAUAGGAAGCUUGUGCAGCCUCCUGAAGGUACCUUUUUCUAAUGUCUGGUUCAAAUUCAUCAUCUGUAUAAAAAGAAUUGAUCACUCCAAACUUCGAGAAAAAAAAUUGAUGGUGAAUCCUUCCUUUUCUUUGUUGGGCUUAUAUUGUGAUUUAUUUUCUUCCUUUUCUUAAUCUAGUAGCUGAUUUUUUUUAUUAGUGGCAUUGUAUGAAAUUCAGUAUUAAGUUAAUGAUUUAGACAAAACAUAAUUCUUACAUGAUUGUUAUUAUAAUAAACUAU